Molecule: messenger RNA, 2073 nt
Organism: Anastrepha ludens (Mexican fruit fly)
Lineage: Eukaryota; Metazoa; Arthropoda; Insecta; Diptera; Tephritidae
Exons: 1
Coding region: 1-2073 (690 amino acids)
Biological process (GO): DNA integration
Molecular function (GO): nucleic acid binding
Source: RefSeq, a predicted model, not a curated record
AUGCCAUUAAUAACAGCUGCCGAAAUACCUCGAUGUUAUUCACUAUUGCUGAAAGAUGCUGAAGAUGUUCAACUUCACACCUUUGUUGAUGCCGGGGAAAGCGCGUAUGCAGCCGUUUGCUACUUGCGUGUAUCAAAGGGAAACGACGUCACGGUUAGUCUAGUGGCUGGCAAAUCCAAAGUCGCACCGCUAAAGCCAUUAUCGAUACCCAGACUAGAGUUGCAGGCGGCGGUAAUUGGUGUGAGGCUGGCGAACAUGGUAAGCAAUACGCAACGUAUUAACAUAAUGUCGAAAUAUUGGUGGACAGACUCAAAGACGGUGCUAAGAUGGAUGCGAAUGGACCCUAAAAACUUCCACCAAUUCGUGAUGCAUAGAAUAGGCGAAAUUCUAGAGGCAUCAAACGUAAGCCAGUGGCGGUGGGUUCCCUCGAGAAAUAAUCCCGCUGAUUUAGCUACAAAAACAACUACACGUCAGUGCUACCAAUUGUGGUUUACCGGCCCAAAUUUUUUAAGGUCGAGCGCAGAAGUUUGGCCGCAGUGCGAAGAGUUAAGCUUAGAGGAGUGCGACGAUUCAGAAAUUAAACAUUAUGUUCUACAUAUGAAAAAGGAACACAUGAACAACCUGAUGCUGAACGUGGAGCACUUUUCCAGCUGGAAACGUUUGUAUCGAGCUGUGGCUACAUUUUUAUUUCACUUCGACCGAUUACGCUCAGUUGUGCUAGCAAGGCAACGGAAAACAUCCAUCGACUUUGAUAUGAUUCAGAAAGCUCAAUGUCUUCUUAUAAGGUAUGCUCAGUCCAUUGAAUAUUGUGAAGAGAUCAGGUGCCUCAAACGCGGUAAGAAUAUUGACAACUCUAGCAAAAUCUUUACUUUAAACGUUUACUUAGACACAGAUGGCAUAAUAAGAUGCAAAAGUCGAGUUGAACACUUAAACAACCAUGAAGAUAUUAUACUGAUGCCUAAUUCUCAUCAUGUCACCUUUUUAAUAGUGCGUUGGGCUCACGAAAAUUUCCAUCACCUGAUGCAUGAGUCUGUAAUCAAUCAAAUUCGUGGUACAUACUUUAUAAAUCGACUGAGGGUGUUGUAUAAAAGAGUGCGCGCAGAGUGUCAAAAAUGUAAAAACCAUAGCUCCAUUCCUCAGCCGCCACAAAUGGCAGCGCUGCCGGCUGCAAGGAUUGCCGCUUUCGAGAGGCCCUUCACGUAUGUAGGUAUCGACUAUUUUGGCCCAUUGCUUGUCAUCGUGGGAAGAAGGCGAGAAAAGAGAUGGGGCGUUCUAUUUACAUGUCUAACGCUUCGCGCUAUACACAUCGAAGUUGCCCACAGCUUAAAGACCAGUUCCUGUAUCAUGGCGAUACGCAACUUUAUAUCACGACGCGGCUAUCCCAGGGAGAUAUUCUCGGACAACGGCACCAAUUUCAAGGCAUCUGAAAAAAUAAUUAGCGAGAGUCUGAAAAAUAUCGAUUUGAAUGGUAUCGCCUCAUCUUUCGACCGAGUAAAAUGGAGAUUUAAUCCACCAAGCGCCCCCCAUAUGGGUGGUGCAUGGGAAAGGCUUGUGAGAUCAGUGAAGACUGUGCUUUAUGAAAUACUACCUUCAACAAGUUUCAGCGAUGAAAGCUUGCGAAGUGCAUUGAAUGAAGUAGGAUUUAUCCUGAACGCCCGCCCGCUUACAUUUGUUUCUUUGGAAAAUGGUGACGACGAGGCUCUAACUCCCAACCACUUGCUGAUUGGGUCAUCGGAUGGCUACAAGCCAAUAUGUAGCGACACCGUCAAUCUGCGUCAACGUUGGCAAUUGACACAACAAUUCGCUGACCGCUUUUGGCAUCGAUGGGUGAAGGAAUAUAUACCGGUCAUCUCUAGACGUACCAAGUGGUUCACAAAACAACGCCCAGUACGUAUUGGCGAUGUCGUGGUAAUUGCAGACCAAGACCUGCCGAGGAACUGCUUGCCGAAAGGCAGAAUUGUAGAUGUGGUAAAAGCGAAGGAUGGCCAAGUUCGGAGCGCUAUGGUAGAAACCAAAUCAGGCAUUCUUCAUCGACCGAUUGCAAAAGUAGCGGUGUUAGAUGUCGGUACCUAG